Caenorhabditis bovis is the source of this 1122-nucleotide messenger RNA. NCBI's taxonomy places the organism in Eukaryota, Metazoa, Nematoda, Chromadorea, Rhabditida, Rhabditidae. The record is from the annotation of a GenBank genome assembly.
AUGAAAGUUGCGGUUCUUUACGGAGAAGGGAAAACAUUUUGCGCCGGCUAUGACCUUGAAGAAGUUUCCAAAGGCGAAUUCGCGGAAAUUGAUCCGACGUUUACAGAUAAAUACCGAUAUAUGGGUCCAUCUAUAAUGAAGCUAAAGAAGCCACUAAUUGCCGCGAUCGAUGGCUAUGCAGAUGCAGCGGACCUUCGAGUCUGCACGCCUUCUGCAAAAUUUGGCGUGUUUUGCCGAAAAGUUGGUGUUCCGCUGAUCGAUGGUGGAACAGUGAGACUGCCGCGAAUUGUUGGGCUUGGAAGAGCUUUGGAUUUAAUACUAACUGGAAGAGAAGUGGAAGCAAAUGAAGCUUUAAACAUGGGACUUGUGAACCGUAUUGCAGUCUCGGGGAACGUAGUGCAAGAAGCUUGUGAUCUUGCAAAGCUCAUUGCUAGUCACCCGGAAGAGUGUAUGCUGGCUGAUCGCGCUUCCGCCUAUUAUUCUCUAGACCACACCGAAGAUGAAAGUUUUGCAAAUGAAUUUGAAAGCUGCCGAGUACUUGCAGAGAGCAUUAAAGGAGCACAAAAGUUCAUCAACCGUAAAUCGAAAAUUUAAGUUGCCUCCGCAAAAUCUGAAGCGGAAUCUCUUGUCGAGGAGCUUUACGACCGCUGGUACAUCGCCGGCACUUAUGCCAUUGAAUUGUCGAAAAAAAUGCUCAAAUUUUGCAUCCUCUUUCUAAUUCCGUUCGUCCAUUCAGAUGAAUUGCCGGAGGAGAUGAAGAUCGGAGAGUUGAUCGCAAACAAAUAUAUGACUAGUUGGGCGAAUGGCGAUUGGACAUCAUUGCGGACGAUGCAUUUGCUUCGUUAUUUCACGAUCAAUAUUUGCGAUAUUGAUUACAAAAAUAUCGAGGAUUAUAUGGGCCGUUUGAAACUUGAGAAGGACUUUGUGCAAGCAAAAGAAAUGAAAGUUAUUGGCGCUUCCAAAUUGAGCCCAAAAGAGACGAGAAUGGAUUAUGUGGAAUAUGCGUACCAUAAAAAUGGGAGAAAAACCGCUGUGGAUGGCUACAUGAUAAUUAAAUUCAUUGGUGGACGCUAUUUCCCUCGCUUUGCGGAGCAAAAUUGUGUCAGAAAUUUACUAUUCUAA